UGCUGUUUUGUUGAUAGGCGCGCUCGCGCGCGCAAAUUUAAAAUUAUUUACGUUGAUCAUGAUUAGUUUGAAAAUCCAAUAAUAACCAAUAAGUUAUGAACUAAAGUAAAAUUCUUUUUACGUUUUUGACCUUUACAAUUAAUUCCCUAUGGCCCCUUUUCCCUUCCCCCCUCUCUCUCUGUGAACCCUUUGGAAAUGUGGCUUAGAUUGGUUCAACAUCCAGAUCCCUGAAUAUCGCUGCUGACUAAUAUCCUUAUGGUCGAAACCCUAACUAGCUACCUUCUUCUCUGUCUCCCAUCUCCUCUCAAUUUUCCAUAUUUAAUAUUUUUUUAUCAUCAUCAUCACAGUUUACGCUUAGAUUUUAAAACACAAUUAAGGGGAAAUUUUUUAUCAGAAAACAUAAAUAAACUUCCCUUCUUACACGCACUAGAGAGAGUCUGGAGUCACAUGAGUGACAAAAACUAAGCACGUACAUUGAUUGUGUUGGAAACUACUUUAUGCUGAAAAACCAACAAAGAAAUAAAAGAUGAACGACGCCGAUGUGUCAAAGCAGAUCCAACAGAUGAUCAGAUUCAUUCGCCAAGAGGCUGAGGAGAAGGCUAACGAGAUCUCCGUCGCUGCCGAAGAGGAAUUCAACAUCGAGAAACUUCAAUUACUUGAAGCUGAGAAGAGAAAGAUCAGGCAAGAAUAUGAAAGGAAAGCCAAGCAGGUUGACAUUCGCAAAAAAAUCGAAUACUCGAUGCAGCUGAAAGCAUCGCGUAUAAAAGUACUCGAAGCACAAGAUCAAGUGGUGAAUGCCAUGAAAGAAUCUGCUAGCAUGGCGCUUGCGCGUAUCUCUGACGAUAAGAAAGUGUACAGGAAUCUGAUGAAAACGUUGAUUGUCCAGGGGCUGAUGCGGCUGAGGGAACCGGCAUUGAUAUUGCGGUGCAGGGAGGUUGAUCGGAAGCUGGUGGAGUCGGUGGUGGAUGAAGCCAAAAAGGAAUAUUCAGAGAAAGCUAAAGUGCAGCCCCCAAAGAUAAGGAUCGAUGAACGAGUUUAUCUUCCUUCAGCUCCCAAAUCUGGCAACUCCCACGAAUCUUUCUGCUCCGGAGGAAUAGUAUUGGCAUCGGAGGAUGGGAAGAUAGUGUUGGAGAACACUCUUGACGCAAGGCUUGAUGUCUUUUUCCGUCAGAAGCUCCCUCAGAUCCGGAAGCGCAUUUUAAGUUGAAGAUAUCCUUUUCUGGUCACUUUAAGUUGAAGAGAUUAUGCAAAGGGAAUGUGGAGGAAUAGAAGGGACAAGACAAUCCUCGUUGGACACCUUUAAUUCUUGAACCGAACCGAUCGACCGAACCAUGUUCAGAACUUAAUUGGUUUUUGUUUCUGCCUUUCACCUUUCUCGGGUUACACUUUGCCGUUUCCUUCUUCUGUACCUUUUGUCCGAUUGGGAAAAAAACUGUAGACUGAAACCAAAACAUGAUAAUAACAGGAAGCCUUCUGUUACAUUUCAUCAAAAAAUCCUUCAAAAAAGGGGGGGAAAAAAGAAAUAAGAGAUAUGCAACAAAUAUUCUAAAAAAAAUAUUAGAUACUUGAAUUUAUAUCUUUAAAG
Prosopis cineraria is the source of this 1585-nucleotide messenger RNA. Its product is annotated as V-type proton ATPase subunit E2. The record is from RefSeq and is a predicted model, not a curated record. Lineage: Eukaryota; Viridiplantae; Streptophyta; Magnoliopsida; Fabales; Fabaceae. The transcript is spliced from 6 exons. Gene Ontology annotation, biological process: proton transmembrane transport. Bases 527 to 1207 code for a protein of 226 amino acids. Gene Ontology annotation, molecular function: proton-transporting ATPase activity, rotational mechanism. Gene Ontology annotation, cellular component: proton-transporting two-sector ATPase complex, catalytic domain.